CUUCUCAAGCCCAAUCAGAGGGAAGGAUAAAGCCAUGCAAACAGAGAUGGGCCCUGCCUGGCCAGAAUUCUAUCUCCUCCUCAAACUGUCCACAGCACUGUUGAAAGAAAGCAAGGAAAGAAACUGCUGACAACAAGGUUAUCUGCAUAACUUAUAUCUCCAAGGGCCAAAAAGAAGCUGACUGAAACGGCUGUCUCUUUUCACUGAACAACACACACAUACCUGGCCAGAGAUGUAGCAAGGCUUUGGAAUACUCUCCCAUCAUGAGUAACGGACCUUGGGUGGGAACAUGGAGGCCUCAUCAUCCAAGGGGCCCAGUCAUGGCCCAGUAUUCCAGUCCUGGGCCCAAGUACUACAUACAAGGAACAACAGGAUAUGUAUCACACAUGCCAACCAAAAGGAGAGCUCCUGCCUACAGCAUCCAUGGCACAAGACCUUCACUCAGCAAAGACUCUACUCCAGGUCCUUACAAUGUGCAGAGCUCUAUGACACACAGGGGAAAGAAAACAGCUCCAGCUUAUACGAUGACUGGACGCCCCAGAGCGAAAUCAAAUGUCACCCCAGGCCCUGCCUCCUACUCACCGGAAAAGGCAAACAAAGUUGUAUUUAAACGUGCUCCUGCACAUCAAAUGAUGUUCCGAACUCCAGGUGCCAAAGUAGACAGCACUCCAGGUCCUAAUGCUUAUGUAAUCCCUGAGGUGCUUGGACCACAUGCAGUGGCAACAACAGCCAGUCCUUCUUAUUCCAUGGUAGGGAAGAGUUAUAUUGGGUGUUUCCAUGAAGACCUUCAUAAGACCCCAGGUCCUGCUGCAUAUAAGAAGCCAGAUGCAGAGAUCUACAAAAAGAGAUCACCAAAGUACUCCAUGGGUGCCCGCAUUAAGACUCUAGGCGUGAAUAAAAUAGCACCUGGACCUGCAGACUAUGAAGUAGGAAAGGUAUCGUUGAUCAAAUCUUGUGCUCCAGUUCUCACUUUUGGAAUCAGACACUCUGAUUAUACAGCACCCCUGAUUGUGGAUGUCUGCUGAAUUUGUCUCUUGCAAGAAAUCAAAUAUAUUUUUCUACUUACACAUCUAUAUCAUGUUUCUCCAUAUUUUAAAGCUGCCUGUUUGCAGAACUACUAAACUAGCCACCAUCCAUUUAAGUGUUUUUUUUUUCAAAUACUACACUGAAGGACCAAUUCAACCAUGCAGAAACUGAUUAUUGUUCAAGAAUAAAAUUAUAUUCUCUGAUGAAGGAAUGUACCAUAGUCCUCACUGGUGAUGAGGACCCCUUGAAACUAUCACUUGCUCCACUGUUUGGAGGCCGUUGAAUACAUCUUCAUGUCUAAAUUUGGACACCAGUAUACAGACAGCGGUGUCAUUCUCCAGAAGUUGGGAUCCAAUAUGUUAUAUAUAUAUGUGUGUGUGUGUUUGUGGGAAAGCUACUAAGGCUCUAGCUCCUAACAAUUGAAUGGAAUCUGUUUUCAUUCCUGCAGUCUCAGAUAAAGUCUUGUGUAUAUCCCUUUUACUGUCUUCAGUUGUGGAAUAUGUUUUUAAAACAAUAAAGCAAGAAGGAACCUGA
Hemicordylus capensis (graceful crag lizard) is the source of this 1560-nucleotide messenger RNA. It is a transcript of the gene CIMAP1A, whose product is annotated as outer dense fiber of sperm tails 3. The record is from RefSeq and is a predicted model, not a curated record. The transcript has 8 exons. Lineage: Eukaryota; Metazoa; Chordata; Lepidosauria; Squamata; Cordylidae. Gene Ontology annotation, cellular component: cytoskeleton. The coding region runs from base 264 to 1025 and encodes 253 amino acids.